Uloborus diversus is the source of this 1904-nucleotide messenger RNA. Its product is annotated as probable citrate synthase 2, mitochondrial. Lineage: Eukaryota; Metazoa; Arthropoda; Arachnida; Araneae; Uloboridae. Gene Ontology annotation, biological process: carbohydrate metabolic process; tricarboxylic acid cycle; citrate metabolic process. Gene Ontology annotation, cellular component: mitochondrial matrix. The coding region runs from base 143 to 1546 and encodes 467 amino acids. The record is from RefSeq and is a predicted model, not a curated record. The transcript is spliced from 10 exons.
GUAAGUGUACCGUGUCAAUGUGAAUGCGGUAGAACAGAAAAAUAUUGGGUUUAAACUACAUUUGUAUUGGUCGCAACAACCAAUUAUAAUUUAUUUCCCCCGUCUUGUUCACUUCAUCCGAAUCAACUUCACGUAAGAAAAAAUGGUUCAUCUCAGGAUAAUUGCAAAUCACCUCAUCUCUCAACCCCAGGCUUCCUUUGCACCCUUAACUGCCAUAGCGAGAAGCAUAACAACAGAUACCUCGGACUUGAAAGGACUUGUUGCAAAGAAUAUUAUUGAGCAUCAGAAGAAAGUCAAAAAUUUUCGUGAAAAGUAUGGAAACAGAGUCAUUGAAGAAUUAACAAUAAAUCAGAUCUAUGGCGGCUUGAGAGGUGCAAACGUCCUAGUGACAGAAACAUCUCACCUUGACCCGGAAGAAGGGAUUAAGUUCCGGAACCUCACCCUCACCGACUGCAGGAAGAAGCUACCCAAAGCACCAGGCGGGGAAGAGCCGCUUCCCGAAGGUCUCUUCUGGUUGCUGGUGACUGGUGAAGUUCCGACAGCUCAACAGGUCAAAACCUUGUCGAAACAGUGGGCCGAAAUGGCAUGUCUUCCUCCACAUGUGGUGAAUAUGCUAAAUAAUUUCCCAUCCAGAAUGCAUCCCAUGACCCAAUUCAGCGCUGCCAUCACGGCUUGCAGCACCGAAAGCAAAUUUGCAAAAGCAUACAGGGACGGAGUCCCAAAAGCCAAUUACUGGGAAUUUACUUUUGACGAUGCUAUGAACGUGAUAGCUAAACUGCCACCAAUUGCUGCCACAAUUUACAGAAACUUAUACCGCGGUAGAAGCAGUAUCGGGGCUAUCGACUCAAGUAAGGAUUGGGCUCAUAACUUCACUUCAAUGCUUGGCUACAAAGACUCACAGUUGGCAGAAUUAAUGCGAUUGCACAUGACUCUACACAGUGAUCACGGAGGCGCGAAUGUCUGUGCUCACACGGUUCAUUUAGUGGGGAGUACUCUCUCGGAUCCUUACCUCUCCUUGGCGGCUGGGCUUAACGGAAUGGCUGGGCCCCUCCACGGGUCAGCAAUUCAAGAAGUUGCGUUAUGGCUUGGUAAACUUCAAAAAGAACUAGGAAAUGAGGCUACAGAUGAACAACUGGAGGAGUUUAUAUGGAAGACACUAAAAUCGGCACAGGUUAUACCAGGCUACGGUCACGCCGUCUUAAGAAAAACGGAUCCUCGUUAUGAAGAGCAGAGAAAAUACGCCUUGAAACAUUUUCCCGACGAUCCUCUCGUCAAACUUACUUCCAGGCUUUACAAACUGGUUCCGCCCAUUCUUAUGAAACUCGGAAAAGUCAAAAACCCUUAUCCCAAUACUGAUGCAUUUAGUGAUGUUCUCUUACAGCACUACGGCUUGACCGAGGCUCUGUUCUACACCCUAAUCUUGAGCAUGGGUCGUUCCCUGGGCGUGAUGGCUUCCCUGGUCUGGGACCGUGGGUUAGAACUUCCUUUGGAGCGGCCGAAGUCCUUAACCACCGAUGGCCUAAUGAAACUUGUCGGAGCCAUCUAAAGACUUCAAGCACGUCACAGCUGGAACGCAAUCAUAAUAUUUUUCUGAGAGAGUGUCCAUAAAAAAUACCUGUUCGUGUAUAUAGGGGAAUCUGGGUCAAAGUGAAAUGGUGAAACAUUUUAACUGUUUUCAGCACCACCUAUCUGGUGAUAUUUUAACUAUCUGAUAACAUAUGUAGGCUACUCCAGUCAGGAAAACGAAAAUCAAAGCAUAUGAUGAUACAAGAAAUUUUGAAAAAUUGAUACUCAUGUUACAUUUUUUUUUUUUGCUGUAAGUCAAAAAUUAUUUUUGUUUUUAUAAAAGUAGGAAGUUUUAAACAUUAACAUUUUAAAUAUUAACUAAGACAUACUAAUAUUUA